GACUUUUUUUUUUUCCAAAAAACACAUUUAUAAUUAAUUGAUAUCCUUUUAGAUAUUUUUUGUAUUGUUUUUAAUACUUUUUUUCCAUUGCAAUGUUUGCAGUUGGAAUCACUAACUGUGUAGAGUGGUAACUAACUUGCCGAUAAGUUAUGUGAGUAAUUGGUGGUUACAGUCAAUUGUUUGGGUUGAUUGUAGUUUUAUUUUGAAAAGCUCGUUUUGCAUCGUCACCGGUACAGCUGUGACGCGUUUCCGGUCAACAGAAUGAAAGCCGGUAAAUUUCGAAGCUCGUCCUCCUGAACCCCAAACCAAACCUCUGGGACCGGCUCAGCAUGGAGAACGCUUAAGGAGAAGCUUCACUGCAUGAGGAGGAGACCGCCAGCAUCAGCAGCGAGGACCUCCCCCAAGAACCAACAACCUUCCUGAUGCGGACAGGUGACGGGGAACACACAGAGCGUUUUGAGGCUUCGCUCUGACUCAGACAUGGCGGACUCGGCGCUGGCGGAGCUGCUGUCGUGUCUCUGCCACUCAGACACGGAGAAUCCGUUUCCUGUGUGGCAGAACGGACUCAUCAGCGCCUGCUUCAACCAGCUGGUCCUGGGGGCCGUACCUCACGCGGCGAUGGCGGUCGUCAGCGCUUACUACCUCGGCACUGCCAGAUGCGGCGUCCUGCAGAGCUGUCCUCCGUGCGGUUGGACGCUCCGGAUGGCGUCGGCGCUGCUGCUGGUUCUGCUCCUGGCUGCAGACGUGCUGCUGGUGUCGCUCCUCCAGCAGGCUCACCUCUACCUGGACGUCCUGGCGGACAGCUGUGGCGUCCUGGCCUGGCUGCUCCACGUGGCGGCGCUGCAGCUCCUCCUGAACACCUCCUACAGGAGAACCCGCGGACCUCCAGCUCUGCUGCUCACGGUUCUGCUGCUGGUGCCUAACCUGGUGCUCACGUUGAUGAUCUUCUGUCACGAUGACGACUUUCUCCGCCUCGCCGAACCUUUUCUCCUCGCCAGAUUCGUUCUGGCUUCGACUCGGGCGCUGUUUGUUGUUUUGUACCUGGUUGGGUUUGCGUUUCCGUGCGUCGGCGAUGCUGGAUACUCGCUGCAGGUGAACGCUGAGGACGGAUCGCCGGUGGACGGCAGCCGGCUGAGCACCGGCGAGAUGGUGGCGGAGGACGGCAGCGGCUGCGUGUCGCGGCUGUUCUACCUCUGGCUCAACCCUCUGCUGGCACGCGGCCGGCGAGGAGACCUGAACCGGACCGCCGACGUCUACCACCUUCCUCGGAAACUACGGACCCGUGUGGUUUGUGGAUACUUCCAUCAGUGCUGGGAAGCCUGUCGGGGGGUCCGGGUCGGUGAGCGUCAGAACCAGUGGCCCAAACCGAUCGCUGACAACCAGUUCCAGGGCGUCCUGGCGCUGGAGGGCGACGUGGGGUUACUGCGCGUGCUCCACAAAGCCUUUGGGUUGAGAUUUUACCUCCUCGGCGUCCUGAAGGUGACGGUGAACGUGUCGACCUUCGCCGGCCCGCUGCUCCUCAGCGCUCUGGUGAACUUUGUGGAGGAGAAGGACGCCCCGCUCAGGACCGGCGUGCUGUGCGUUCUGGGACUUUUCCUCGCCACUACCUUAGGCUCUUUUCUCAGGAACAUCUUCGUCUUUGAGGUUUCCAAGGUGGCGCUGUCGGCGCGCGCUGCUCUGGUGUCGGCGGUUUACGGCAAAGCUCUGCGGGUCAGCAGCUGCAGCCUGGCCGGCUGUAGUUUGGGCGAGGUGGUCAACCUGAUGAGCACGGACACGGACCGCGUAGUCAACUUCUUCAACAGCUUCCACGAGCUCUGGAGCCUGCCCUUCCGCUUCGCCAUCACGCUGUACCUGCUCUACCUGCAGGUGGGCGUGUCCUUCCUCGGAGGACUCUGCGUGGUUCUGGUUCUGGUGCCGCUCAACAAGUACCUGGCCUCCCGCAUCCUGCGCAGCAACGAGCUGAUGCUGAAGUGCAAAGAUAACCGCGUCAAGCUGAUGACGGAGGUUCUGUUCGGGAUUCGCGUCAUCAAGUUCUACAACUGGGAGCCUCAUUUCACGCAGAAGGUCGCCGCCUGCCGCAGAGAGGAGCUGACCCACCUGAGAACCCUGAAGUACCUGGACGCCGUGUGCGUGUACACGUGGGCCGCUCUGCCGCUGGUCAUCUCCAUCACCAUCUUCCUGACUUACGUGCUGCUGGGGCAUCAGCUGACCGCCGCCAAGGUGUUCACCACCAUCGCCCUGGUGGGGCUGCUCAUCAUCCCUCUCAACUCCUUCCCCUGGGUGCUCAACGGCAUCCUGGAGGCCAAAGUGUCUCUGGAACGGAUCCAGCGCUUCUUCAAACUGACCAAUCAGGAUCUGCAGGCGCACUACGCCCUGGUUUCUCCUGAAGACGCUCAGACGUCGGUUCUGCUGAACCGGGCCAGAUUCUCCUGGACCGGACCCGACAGCCCCUCAGAGGGAGGAGCUGAACCCGGAGCUUGCAGAGGAAGUCUGCAGCUGCACAGCCUAAACCUGAACGUGACGAAGGGCUCUCUGGUUGUUGUGGUGGGACAAGUGGGCUGUGGGAAGAGUUCCCUCCUCUCCGCUCUGACCGGAGAACUGGGCAGGCUGAGCGGCGUGCUGUUCGUGGCAAACAGAGAAGCUGGCUUCGGCCUGGCGGCGCAGGAGCCUUGGAUCCAGCACGCCACGGUCCGGGACAACAUCCUGUUCGGCAAAGACUACGACGCCGUCUUCUACCAGGCUGUGAUCGAGGCCUGCGCGCUCUCAGACGACCUCAGCAUUUUACCUAAAGGCGAUAAGACAGAAGUGGGAGAGAACGGAGUGACUCUGAGUGGAGGACAGAAGGCUCGGCUGGCCCUCGCUAGAGCGGCUUAUAUGGACAAAGACAUCUACCUGCUGGACGAUCCACUAGCAGCUGUGGACACGGACGUGGCCGAACACCUCAUGAAGAAAUGCAUCCUGGAGCUCCUGAGGGGGAAGACCAGAAUCCUUUGCACUCACCGCAUUGAGUUUGCAGACCAAGCGGACGUGGUCGUCCUCAUGGACAACGGGACGAUCGUCAGAACGGGAACUCCAGCAGAGAUUCUUCCUUUGGUAGCAGCGGUGGCGAAAACAGGGAAGACUGACGACAGAGGGACAAAGAAAGACGGUGCCGAACAGGAUGAAGACGACGAGCUCAGUCCUCCACCUGAUUUGUGCGUGGACGAUGAUUCCGAUCUUCUGAACACCGAGAAGAAGCAAGUGGGCGGGCUGGCGUGGACGGUUUACCAGACCUACUGGACCUCCAUGGGCGGGAUGCUGGCCUCCUCCAUCUUAUUGUCUCUCCUCCUUAUGCAAGCCUCUAAGAACGUCUCUGACUGGUGGCUCUCCUACUGGGUAUCUUCCCUGCCGAGUAACUCUUCCUCCUGGAUUAACGGCUCCUCUUCAUCCACCUUCAGAUCUCCUCAUCUGCUGCUCUUCUCCUCCACUGGCCUCCUAUCGGCUCCGUCUGUCCAGGUUUCUCUCUCCAACGACUCCAGUCGGGACGUCCGGUUCUACCUGACGGUCUACGGGUCCAUCGGAGCAGCAAACACCGUCUUCACGGCCAUCAGAGCCUUCCUCUUCGCCUACGGAGUCAUCCGUGCCGCUUCUGUCAUCCACAACAGACUGCUGGACCAGAUCCUGCAGGCCACGCUGACCUUCUUCGACACCACUCCGUUGGGUCGAAUCCUGAACCGCUUCUCCUCCGACCUGUACAUCGUGGACGACAGCCUGCCGUUCAACCUGAACAUCAUGCUGGCCACCGUCUUCGGGAUGCUGGGCCUGCUGGUGGUGAUCUGCUACGGCCUGCCGUGGGUUCUGGUUCCGCUGGUCCCGCUGGCUCUGCUGUACUACCGGAUCCAGCACUACUACCGACACACGUCCAGGGAGCUGAAGCGCCUGUGCAGCCUCACCCUGUCCCCCGUCUACUCGCACUUCUCCGAGACCGUCACCGGGCUGGGGACCAUCCGGGCCAGCGCCAGCUCUGCCAGAUUCGAGGAGGAGAAUGCGCGGCGUCUGGAGCAGAGCCAGAGGUGUCUGUUUCUCAGCAACGCUGUCAUGCAGUGGCUGCAGAUCCGGCUGCAGCUGCUGGGCGUCGCCGUGGUGACCAGCCUGGCGGUGAUCGCCGUCCUCCAGCACCAGCUCAGCUCCGUGGACCCGGGUCUGGUGGGGCUGUCGCUGUCCUACGCGCUGUCCAUCACCACGCUGCUGGCCGGACUCAUAUCCAGCUUCACGCAGACGGAGAUGCAGCUGGUCAGCGUGGAGCGGACCGAGGAGUACUCCUGCAGCCUGCAGACCGAGCCGCAGGGUCACAACGCCCAGCUGCCCCCCUCCUGGCCCGAGCGGGGCAUGGUGGAGUUCAGAGACGUGGUUCUGGCCUACAGGGAGAACCUCCCUAACGCUCUGGAUGGAGUCAGCCUGCUGGUCCGACCCGGAGAGAAGAUCGGCAUCGUGGGUCGCACCGGCUCCGGGAAGUCCACCAUGUUCCUGGCUCUGUUCCGGAUGGUGGAGAUCAACCGGGGCCAGAUCCUCCUGGACCAGCUGGACGUGGCCACCGUGGGCUUAGCUCAGCUCAGGUCCAGGCUGGCCAUCAUUCCUCAGGAUCCGUUCCUGUUCAGCGGAACCAUCAGAGAGAACCUGGACCCGUGUGGGCGGCACCAGGACCAGCAGCUGCUGGAAGUCCUGGACCACUGUCACCUGUUGGCCGUGGUCGGCAGGAUGGGAGGUCUGCAGGCGGAGGUGGGCGAGCGAGGGAAACGCCUCUCUGCAGGACAGAGGCAGCUGCUGUGUUUGGCCCGAGCUCUGCUGACUCAGGCCAAGAUCCUGUGCAUCGAUGAAGCUACCGCCUGUGUGGAUCAGAAGACGGACACGCUGCUGCAGCAGACCAUCAGGGAGAAGUUCCAGGACAAGACCGUGCUGACUAUAGCCCACAGGAUCAACACCAUCAUGGACUGUGACCGCGUGCUCGUGAUGCAUGCUGGGAAGGUGAAGGAGUUCGACACGCCCGCCGCUCUGCGUCGAUCCGACGACUCCGUGUUCCACAGGCUGGUGGGAGCGCUGGAAGAAUGAAGAGACCAAAAGAAGGAAUCUCUCCUAAAACUGGAGUCUUUGUUCGCUAUCCCGGUGCGGCUUAACGCCGUCACAGUUUGUCAGAUCACAAGUUCUGAGGGGAAUCAGGCGAAGAUUAAAACUGACGGAUGCUGCUUUGGUCCACAGACUCUGGAUGAGCCAGAAAAACACCUUAAAGAUAAAAGAAGCUGCUUCACUUCCUGAGAAGUUUCCUCUGUUUGAGCACCAGCUGAUAUAGAAACCUUAAAGCUC
Oryzias melastigma (Indian medaka) is the source of this 5340-nucleotide messenger RNA. RefSeq names its product ATP-binding cassette, sub-family C (CFTR/MRP), member 10 (gene abcc10). Gene Ontology annotation, molecular function: ABC-type transporter activity; ATP binding; ATP hydrolysis activity. Gene Ontology annotation, biological process: transmembrane transport. The transcript is spliced from 23 exons. Bases 481 to 5088 code for a protein of 1535 amino acids. The record is from RefSeq and is a predicted model, not a curated record. Gene Ontology annotation, cellular component: membrane. NCBI's taxonomy places the organism in Eukaryota, Metazoa, Chordata, Actinopteri, Beloniformes, Adrianichthyidae.